Molecule: messenger RNA, 1707 nt
Organism: Caenorhabditis bovis
Lineage: Eukaryota; Metazoa; Nematoda; Chromadorea; Rhabditida; Rhabditidae
Source: the annotation of a GenBank genome assembly
AUGACCACCGCUCCUCCAGUUUAUCGACGACAGCGGCGAUGUAGCUCGACAUUUACCGAUCCGAGUAAUGUCCUGGCCAUUCAAGAGCUUCGCUCAAGGUUGUUACAGGACACGAAUCUAACCAAUAGGCAAUCUGAGGAGGAUAUUCAUCGAAUUCGAAACGAGGAUUGGUGGCUUAACCAAUUUCUUUAUACGGUUGAUUACGAUGUAGAUAUUGCCUAUGCAAUCGUACUUGAAUGCCUUAAAUGGCGAAAAUCAUUCGACGUUGAACGAAUCAGUUUAUUACAACUAAAACCGCUUCUCGACAAUCAGCUAAUGUAUUUGCAUGGAAAAGACUUGCAAAACCGCUAUAUGCUUUGGAUUAACAUGAAGCACUACAGGAACGGCGACGACAACUUUGAGAGAUUAUUUUGUUUUUGGCUCGAACGGCAUUACAUGGAAAAUCGUGGAACGCAGCCAAUGACUCUAUUUAUAGACAUGUCGGGAACCGGCCUCAAAAACAUGAGCUUCGACGCGAUGAAGUUUAUCAUUCAUUCCAAUCGCUACUAUUAUCCAAACGCCAUAGAAUCUAUCCUAGUUUUCGACAAUCCAUCCAUAUUAAAUGCUUCUUGGAAGGUAAUUGGAUCCUGGUUGGAUUCGUCUUCCAAUAUUCGAAACGACCUUCUCACCUUUGUCACAAAGGCUAGUGUAUCACAUUACGUGCCGAAGACCUAUUUGCAGCAGCACCAUGGCGGGACGGAUUCGUUCAAGUUCACCAUGGACGAGCUCGCCAAAUGUCUACCACCACCGCCGCCGCCAAAACCGUCGCAAAAAUUGGUGCAGGCGAAAAUGCAGUCAAUCGACGAUACAACUAAUAACAAUAAUAUUGCGACCGACUUUGAUUUUUCAGCGUUUCAAAAAAGAAAUGUCAAAUUUGACGAAGAAUCUACAACACGCCGCGCAAUGUCAAUAAGCAGACGAUCUAGCAAAGGCCCGAAAAACCGAAAACCGCAUAUUCCACCUUCUCUUCGACCCCUAAUUGAUAAACGAGUAAACGCGCCUACUGAAGAAUGGGCUUCGAACGAUUUCGUAUCCGCUACGCCAAGGGAUGAAAUUCGUCUCAACAAAUAUGAGGGCGAAAAUGAUUUUGUCGACGUUAUUCUUGUCAAAAACCUUUCGCCGGAAACUCCUUUAAUGUUCAAGUUCAAAACAACUUCGCCAGAAAAGUUUCGAGUGCGGCCAAGUAGUGGAAUUAUCCCAGCGGGAGGCACAGAAAUUAUUCGAGUCUAUUUACAAUAUGAAUAUCGUCACUCAUGGAAUAAAGAAAAAUUCUUACUGUUGGCAAUGGAAUCAACGUCGGCUGAUGUUGAAAACUUCACAGAGCUAUUUAAAAAUGCUGACAAAAAAGCCGAAUACAAAUUCAAGUGCAAAAUGGCGGAAAAUGUGACGUUGGACACGCCGGAAGAACGCCGAACAAGCUUCAAUUUGCAAAAUCAACAAAUUCCAUCAAAAACCGAAUUAAAUGUAAAAUUGGAAAUGUACCUUCCCCUUAUUGUACUUGUACUUAUCCUUUUUGUUAUUUUCCAAUUUAUCUACAUUCUACAAAUGAGAUCGGAUAAUGAUGUACUGAGAGAUACUAUUUUGACAUUGUCAAAUCAGAUGAAAUUAGAGGCAACAAACGGUCAGAAUAUUGUUAAGGAAAAUAUGAAUACGGCUGCUGAAUUGUAA